UUGCACUUCCGGUACGUUUGUUGUUGCCAUUGACUUCGUUUAUAGAGAUUAUAAUAAGGGGCUAAUGUAUUUUUGAUGCCAUCUCAUUGCCAGUUGAAGAUGAGUGCUGAAGAAUCUAUGGGAACUCAGGUUGUUUUAAAGGAGGUGCAGACUGCAGUGUCCAAGAAGAAUCUACCCUCCCUAUUAAAGAGGCAGUUUAAAUCCCUAAGUGAUGAGGAUGGCCCCUGUGUAAGAAUAUUUCAAUGGAACAUUUUGGCGCAAGCCUUGAGUCAGGGUGAUGACAACUUCUGCCUCUGUCCAAUUGAAGCUCUGGAUUGGGACAAUCGUCACUUGCACAUCCUGGAAGAACUGCUCACCUACAAUGCCUCCGUGCUGUGUCUUCAGGAAGUGGACAGAUUCUCUUUUCUUGAGGAGAAACUGAAAUCUGUGGGAUAUAAGGGAGUAUUUUUCCCCAAACCGUACUCUCCGUGUCUCGACUGUGACAUCUCGUACGGACCCGAUGGAUGCGCAGUCUUCUGGAAAACUGAUGAGCUAGAUCUCCUCGACCAGGAGAACGUCGUCUUGCAGAAUCUGAUGGGACAUGCAACAAAUCAGGUCUCCAUCAUCUGCAAAUUUCAAACAAAGAAAGGAGGCAAGCAGUUUUAUGUUGCUGUGACCCAUCUGAAAGCAAAGAAUGGAUUUUCGGAUGUUCGAUAUGAACAGGGACAUUUUCUUAAUGCUACACUGGAGUCUAUGACUGGCAACCAUCCGGUGAUUGUCUGUGGAGAUUUCAAUGCUGAACAGACAGAGAAAGUCUAUGAAGUGUUCAAGACAAGUAAGGUGGGACUGGUCAGCUCCUAUGCCCAGCUGUCCGGGGAUGGGUCCGAGAUUCCCUUCACCACCUGGAAAGUCAGAGGAGGGAUUACCGGCAAGAAGGAACUGAGUCGGACAAUUGACUACGUGUGGUUCACGCCAAGCAAGAUAGGUCUGAAGUCUGUGUUGAUGAUGCCAACCGUCCACGAGAUUGGAGAAAACAGACUGCCAUCACACACAUAUCCGUCAGAUCACCUGUCACUAGUCUGUGACUUUGUAUUGAAGUAAUUGAUGAUUCCACUUAGGACAACUCUAGGAUAUUAGGCUUAGGGACGACCAUUUUCUUUUUUUUCGACAUAUUAAAAAAAUUAUACUUUUUCAUUCUUAAUACACUCUAAAUACCUUUUUUAUCCAGUUUUCGAAAAGUGAACGAGAUUAACAAUCAGCAUGAUUUUCUAGGGCUAGAUAAGCGUUGUCGUGGGGCUCUCGCCAUACAUAAAAUGGUCCGUCUCUGAUGUAAUGUACCUCAUUCCCUCACAUACAAUGACUAUUGACCAACACCUCUUGCUUGUGACAUGCCAUUUUUAUGGAUUACAGCUGAUUUUAUUUAUGUAUUUAUGAAUGUCAAAAUACCUGAAUCUAAUUGGUCAAUCAGGGGGGUGUCAAAAUCACAAUAACAUGCCUCUGAUUGGACAGCCUUUUUACUGCUUUAUAUUACCUAAUUUGAGGUAUAUAAAUUAGUCGGUACCAAACGCUUUUGAGUCUACAAGCACAAACCUGCUAUAUGGCAUUAUUUUCUGUAGACUUUAGAGUUAUUAUAUGGUCUUUUAUUAUUGUUUUUGGUUUAAAAAAAUAAAUUAUGUUUAAUGCAGCACUCAGUAAUGUUCCAGCUACUUGAAGGCAGACAAUAGUAGCUGAGAUUACAAGACUGGAGAGAAUGUUACUGUACUCAAGCUUGGAACUAGUGGCUUAAAUCGACCGAUGAAAUGAGGUUUUAUAUAUACUCCAGAUAUAUUCCAGAUUAAAAAUUUGUCAAAAUAUGUUUCAAAGCGUAAUCGCCAAUUUGAAAUUUCAGCCGUAAUGCACGAGAAAGCUGACAUCUUGUCAGUCCUUCCAUUGGUCGGUCAAAAUUCACCCAAGGUCGGUCCGAUGUGACCUGUAAUGGGAUGUCCUAAGAUCUUUGUUUAGCGAAGGCGAGAACUAAGAUCUGAUUAUAAUGAGAUUGAGGAAUUCCAAAACAGAUUCCCAGUUGUACCUCGUGAGAGGUCACACUAUGGGAGGUUCAGGACUUCAGACAGUCAUUGUGUUCACAAAUCUGAUAAUGUAUACUGGAAAGCUUGUCCUAUGGAUACAGGUUUGGUUUGGGUUUGAACAAGUGCCUGUAUCAGGGCCUAUAAAAGCGACUAUGUUUGUAGUAAGAGGCGACUAACAGGAUUGGGUGGUCAGGCUCGCUGACUUGGUUGAUGCAUGUCAACGGAUCCCAAUUCUGUGGAUCGAUGCUCAUGAUGUCAAUCACUGGAUUAUCUGGUCCAGACUCGAUUAUUUACAGACCGCCGUCAUAAAGCUGGAAUAUUCCUGAGUGUGGCAAUAAACAAAAAAACCCAAAAAAAACAGGGACUAUAAAAUUCUAUCACUGACAUGUCUAGGUUCAUCAUCUGAGGACAUCCAUUGCGGGUCGCAUCAGAAUCACCUUUUAUCUGACCAAUCAGAUUGUCGCUUACCAGAUUAGGAAGUUGACAGUAGUAAUGUGCUUUCUAAUCAUGCAACCUUGAAAAGUUAACACAGGGUAUUCCAAACAACAGUUAUGGGCUUUACGAUAGAAUCCGUCAAAAACAUAGUCUAUCUGUCGCUUCAACGGGACAAACAUUUGAACGGAGACUUUGCAUAGCCCAUUGGAAGUACUGCCAUAGCGUCUAGGCCUUCUAUUAGACUGUCCGGUAUGUUUUUUUGUUCAGUUUUCAAAUUUUGAAUCAGGAACGUCAAAAUAUUUUUUAAAGCGUAGUCGCCAGUUUGAAAGUAGUGCCGUUUAGCGGCAGCAAGAAUGAAGAUCUGAUUUUAAUGAGAUUGCUCAGGUUGAGUGAGAAUUAGCCUGAAUGUAUUUCUACAUGAGUUAAUGCUAUGGUAGAUAAAUGGACGGGGAGUCUGCAAACAGGAUAGGAGUAAUGUCAGCAGAACCAUCUUCAUCACCAUGUCAUCAAUGGCUUCAAUUUAAUAAAGUACAUGAUAUUUACAGAAGUAUACUCAAGGGUACACCGGAUAUUGGGCCUAAGGUUCAGAAAUAUUUUUUAAUCUGUACAUUCCAAACAUUCAGCAUGGAAUUCCAAACACUUAUGUUGUUCGAGGUUGAUCCAGUGGAUUCAGACAAGGUUGUAGGGUGCACACUUUCUGAAGCUUUCCAAACACUAAUACAUUCAGAAAUGUACAAGUUACUGGUUAUACUAAAAGUAAAUGUAUGACAUUAUAACUAUCUUGUUUGCUGAAAUGUUUUUAAUAUAAUUACAAGAUUAUUGAACACGAUUUGCCCAUUCACAAAAUACACCCAUCCUUUCUGAAAUGAUGUAUGAGACCAAAAGUAUGUUUUAACAUCAUAUAUAUAUACUCACCAUUUUGAGGGGGAAGAAAGCGUUCUUUGAGAAAGUGUUUUGGUUGAAGUUUCUGUUAAUUUGGUACAGAUACUACAAAUUAUUCCUCACUUAUAGAAAUUUGUUUUUAAGUUGUGUGCCCUUGCUGAGUGUGAAAAUGUAUUCUAGGAAUUAAUAUUUUCUGGAUGAAAAUAUAAUAUAUCUAAUUGGAUAGCCAUUUCCUGAAAACAAAGUUCUUUCACCAAAACUAGAUUAGGACCAGAAGAUGUUGAAGGCAUUUUGGGGGGGAAUAUGAAAAUAUGGAUGACCAUUUUUUAGAAAUAUGUUUUUAACUUCUGACCCAAAACACUUUUGUCUUAGAAUAAAAAAAUAUAUUUCUAGAAUCUUGCAAAGCAGUACAGAGACGACUUUGCCAUAAAAAAUAGAUACUUUCCUGAAGGAAGUGCUUUUGUACUGAGUCAUGGGACAAUGCAGUGUUGACAAGCUCCUCACAGCGAUAGCCUGUUUGCGGAGCUCUCUAAUACUAUCGCUGUCACCAGUCAAAACUCCCCACUGUGAUAGGUGACCACAACCAUGCUUGGAGUUGAACUCGCAAUCAAAUGACUGUUGUGUUUUCAAACAAGUGACGACUGUCGUGAUGCCGAAUACACUUACCC
Messenger RNA from Haliotis rufescens (red abalone), 4030 nucleotides. RefSeq names its product nocturnin-like. The transcript has 3 exons. Lineage: Eukaryota; Metazoa; Mollusca; Gastropoda; Lepetellida; Haliotidae. Gene Ontology annotation, molecular function: 3'-5'-RNA exonuclease activity. The record is from RefSeq and is a predicted model, not a curated record. Bases 76 to 1080 code for a protein of 334 amino acids.